Molecule: messenger RNA, 2266 nt
Organism: Melanotaenia boesemani (Boeseman's rainbowfish)
Lineage: Eukaryota; Metazoa; Chordata; Actinopteri; Atheriniformes; Melanotaeniidae
Product: cytochrome c1-like
Exons: 4
Coding region: 1-1053 (350 amino acids)
Source: RefSeq, a predicted model, not a curated record
AUGAACUGGGCAGAUCUGCUAGCAGCUGUGAAGCUCUUGGCCAGUUCAGUAGUCGAGAUUGCUGCUGCCUCUGUUGGUGAGGAGAAUCUGGUGAAAGCGGAGCACCAGAUAGAAACUGAUGGGCAGGUACUGGACCCCUUGCCAGGUGUCCUUGAGCCAACCGAGGAGAUUGGUGGAAAGGACACAUCUGAAGAGGCAGCUGGUACAAGCAAAAAGGAGUUGUCUACAGAGGACGAAGAAGUGGCUGCAGAACCACAGGAGGAGGAAGCAGCUUCAUCUGCUGCAGCACAGGAGGACGUAGCUGCAGCUUCUCCUGCAGCACAGGAGGACGUAGCUGCAACUUCUCCUGCAGCACAGGAGGACGUAGCUGCAGCUUCUCCUGCAGCACAGGAGGACGUAGCUGCAACUUCUCCUGUAGCACAGCUGGAGGAUGUAGCUGCAACUUCUCCUGCAGCACAGCUGGAGGAUGUAGCUGCAACUUCUCCUGCAGCACAGCUGGAGGAUGUAGCUGCAACUUCUCCUGCAGCACAGCUGGAGGAUGUAGCUGCACCUCCUCCUGAGGAAACCCUCAUAAUAGAAGAGGUGGAUGCUGAAGAUGAAGCUUCUCCUGAGGAGGCUGCCUCCACCACUGAAGAUUCUCCUCCUACUGAGGAAGCUGCACCUGCUGAGGAGGUCACUGUUGCUGCUGAAGCUACUCCAGUGGCAGAGACUUCCCCAGAGGAGAUCACACCUGCAGGAGAGACACCAGCAGUUGAACCUUCAGCAGAGGAGACCAUUGAAGCAGUUACUGGUAUGACUCAGCUGGCAGCAGCCUCUACUGGGCCAGAACUAGAAGUUCUUUUACCUGCAGAACUGGGAUCUACACCGGAAGCUCCAGUGCACAAGGCAGAACAUUGCCACUCCUGCCACUCUGCUCCAUCAACAAGAGAGGAGGUGGCGCCACCUGCUGCUAUGGGAGAAGAUGUGGCUGCUACACAUGAAAUCAAGGAGGAGGCAUCAGGGGUAGAGGAACAAACCACAGAGAGAAUGGCGGUGGUGACAGCCCAGUCGUGACAGAGAGAGUGCCUUCCACAACACUCACCAAGCUCUCACUCAAGCCGAGUGGACAGAUGACAAAAAUAAGACAAGAAGCAGUCACAUGUUUGACUAAUGUGUUAUCUGUUAGCAGGUGUUACAUGACUUUGAUGUCUCUUGUCCUCUAGAUGUCACUGUUACAAACUCAUUUAUGAUCAACUGAAGUUUCAACUUACUGGGCAGCGGAAGUGGGUUUAAAAUGCAAAACUUUGAUAGACUGCAAACUAUUAAUAUGAUUUAUCUGCUAAUGUCAGCUGACAUACGAGCCUACAAGUAGUGUUGCUUUCCCCAUAAUGCACUUAUGCACCUGCAAACAUGACUACCUUGAGAUAUUAAAACUUAUAUAACACCUCAAUUGACAUUAUUUGACAGUGAUGGAUUCCUAGGGAAAAUGAUGACACCUAAAUACAAGAAAGCUUUGGAAAAUUUUUACCCCAUAUUUAUUUUCCAUAUUUAGAUUUGUAUAUUUCUAUAUUAAAACAAAAAAUGGUCAAAUCAAUAAAAUGCACGUAUUUACCUUACAAGAUUUCACUUUAAUAGAAAGGCUUUAAGCUGUUUAAUAUUGUAAAGAAAAAGGCUAUUCAUAUGCAGAAGAAAUAUAUAUUGAUACAGUGAGUUUAAGUUUAUAUCUUGGUGCCAUUAAAUGAUAAAUGCACACAGAGUACACGCAGAGUAACGAAAGAUCCAAUAAAUUGUAAAUAAUUUUAUAAAGUGGUAAAAGUACACCUGACAGUUCUCCCAGUCGACAGAUCUAAACACAGACAUUAUUUUAGGGGAAUGUAUAUGAUUGACACAGUCUGUCAUUUAUGUUUUAAUUAUCUGGGCACAUUAAAUGAACCAUAUUGUCCAUAAGUCUUAAAAUUGGGUCAAUACAGCCUCAGUAUAAACAAAACAUGACAUGGUACUCUGUCAUAAUCCAUUUAAGAUUUAAACCAAGAUGCAUAAGUAAAGCUGUGGGUGAAAAGGUUAUGGAUAUAGAUGGAUGCUUUGUUGUCAAAUAGAAGCUGAGUACUGAAUAAAUGAUGAGCAUUACAUAAGAAUAUAUCAGUUUGUUAAAUGGCUAAGGAAAUAACUUAUGUUGUCAUAAUCUGUUCACAUGCCAAAUAAAGUGGUGGUUGAACUAAUUGUUCCUCUGCUUUUCAUCAUCGGCAACAUCUGUGAUUGGUGUGAGAAGUGAUCAAAACCUUUUUCC